Magnolia sinica is the source of this 1259-nucleotide messenger RNA. RefSeq names its product protein DOG1-like 3. Gene Ontology annotation, molecular function: sequence-specific DNA binding. The coding region runs from base 161 to 988 and encodes 275 amino acids. NCBI's taxonomy places the organism in Eukaryota, Viridiplantae, Streptophyta, Magnoliopsida, Magnoliales, Magnoliaceae. Gene Ontology annotation, biological process: DNA-templated transcription. The record is from RefSeq and is a predicted model, not a curated record. The transcript has a single exon.
CUCCCUCGGACCCAAAAACAAGAAAAAAACAAAACAAAACCGACCUCGCGCCGCUCUGUCGAGUCGAGGAUUUGGUGGUCCAAACCCUAUAAAUCCGCCCAAAUCUCUUAUUAAAUCCCCGUACAUCCACCGUCCGCAACAUUCUCUGUCCGCCCAUACCAUGUCUGUCUAUACCAACGGGGCAGCAGCAGGUGACCCAAUCCCACCGGAGGUCACCCGAAACUGUACGUGCCCGGAGCAGGAGAGCUUCAACAAGUUCUUCGAGGACUGGCUCGUCGAGCAAGACCGCCAUCUCCAAGAACUCAUCGCCGCUUCCAGAGACGACUCGAUCCGAGGAAACGAAGAGGAUCGCCUCCGCCCUCUCAUCAACCGCGUCAUCAGCCAUUACGACCACUACUACCACGCCAAGUCCAUGUCAGCAAGGUACGAUGUUCUCUCCAUGAUCUCCCCUACGUGGACGAGCACGCUCGAGGACGCCUUCCUUUGGAUAGGAGGCUGGCGCCCGAGCAUAGCCUUCCAUCUCCUCUACUCCAAGGCCGGCCUACAGCUCGAGGCCCAGCUUGCUGACCUCCUCCGCGGGCUGAGCUCUGGUGAUCUCGGCGAUCUGUCUCCGAGUCAACUCGUUCGGGUCGACGAGCUGCAGAGGAGUACGAUCAAGGAGGAGAGAAAGAUAACGGAGAAGAUGGCGAAGCAGCAGGAGACGGUGGCGGAUUCGACGAUGGUGGAGCUGUCGCACGUGGCGACGGAGAUGCUGGACGAAGGGAGAGUGGUGGAGGAGGGAGUGGAUACUGCGCUGGGGGAGAAGAAGGAAGGGUUGGAGAGGAUUCUGGAGAUGGCGGAUGAACUGAGACUGAGGACGCUGAGGGGCGUGAUUGAUAUCCUGGGACCGCUCCAGGCCGUCCAUUUCUUAAUUGCUGCUGCGGAGCUACAUCUACGGAUUCACGAGUGGGGGAAGAGAAGGGAUGGGGCGGGAAGAAACCACCACUGAUUUGAAAGAGGGAUUUUCCGCAUCUUCGCUUUGGCAUGUAGUUCUAUUUUGUGCGCCUCCUAGUUUUUUUUUUUUUUUUUUUUUUUUAAAGGCUGGUAGAAUGAUAGUUGGGUCCAUCUUUCUUGGAAUUUUAGUCCUUUUUACUAUAGUUUUGAUGUAUUACUACUCCCGUUUAUUAUAAUAGAGUGGGACUUUUCGUAAUUUCAGUGUACGUGGGUGUGGAGAGGAUAAUCUGUCACUUAAAAAUUACUAAGAAAUUGCAUACUUGGAA